AUGAAGGCACAGCCAUCAGACUUGCAGAGCCUCAGGGCUCGUUCCCCUUUCCGAUGCAAGGGCUGCAGGGGCUCCAAUAUCCUCUCGACAGCUCUUGACAUUUGUGUGCAGGACCAUGUGGGCACAUGGGAGCAACAACUCCUCUGUUGGCUGUCGUUCACUCGUGGCAUGUCGGCAUGGCACCUUAGCUACGUAGGUCGAAGGCAUGGUCUCUGCAGCAACAUCCCCGGGGCGGUGUCCCUGGCUGGUUCCCGAUUCCAUGUCGGGCGCUUCCUCCAUCAGGGCUCAGCCCAUUUCUGGCUGCAAACGAGGCACAGAUCUUUUGAGAGGGGCCCAUGUGGUGGAAAGGAAUCGUGA
Molecule: messenger RNA, 357 nt
Organism: Ostreobium quekettii
Lineage: Eukaryota; Viridiplantae; Chlorophyta; Ulvophyceae; Bryopsidales; Ostreobiaceae
Source: the annotation of a GenBank genome assembly